Oncorhynchus mykiss (rainbow trout) is the source of this 645-nucleotide messenger RNA. The record is from RefSeq and is a predicted model, not a curated record. Lineage: Eukaryota; Metazoa; Chordata; Actinopteri; Salmoniformes; Salmonidae.
AUGGGUCCCACAUCUCUCAAAGGGACUGAGAGUCAAUCCAACAAGUCCAAGCAGAUAUCAGUAACACAUCGUAUUGCUCCUGAGGAGAACAAAAAAGCUACUUCACAGCUACAAGAAGAUACCAGGAUGGAGCUCCCAGUAAAUACUAGUAGAGAGACAGAGGUGGGCUCCAGCAGAGACCAAACAGAGCAGCUGACAGCAGAAAGUCUAGAUGGACACAACAUCAACUCAAAGAAGCAACGACUUUAUCGAACCACCUUUACUCAUUUCCAGCUGGACCAACUGGAGAGGGCUUUCCACAAAUCUCAUUAUCCAGACAUUUUUGCCAGAGAAGAACUGGCGACAAGUCUAACUUUGACGGAGGCAAGGGUCCAGGUGUGGUUCCAAAACCGCAGAGCCAAGUGGCGUAAGCUUGAGAAGGCUGGUGUUUUGAGCUCGGUCCCUGGGCUACCUCUAACCAACCCCCUGAGCCUGCACUUGGAUGUCCCCCUGUACCAGGCCUCUGUGGUGGAGCCAUCCUGGGGGGGAACCCCACAUACAGUCUCUCUAUAUGGGCCUGACUCUGUGGGAACCCUGGAUAUUGGCACUCUAGCCUGGGUCUCACUGUGUGGACAUCCUCUUAUCCAUCCAAACUUCAGCAGGUAG